Molecule: messenger RNA, 897 nt
Organism: Lodderomyces beijingensis
Lineage: Eukaryota; Fungi; Ascomycota; Pichiomycetes; Serinales; Debaryomycetaceae
Source: the annotation of a GenBank genome assembly
AUGAGACUCCUUUACGUCGUGCUCUUCCUAUUUGGGGUAUGUUUAGCCUGGGAUAAAGACGACUACGAGAUAUUCAAGCUCAAUGAUCAGAUCCAGCAGGUUUUAGGAGCAGAAACGACGUUCUACAGCUGGUUGGGCUUGGAGCAGGGACCAAGCUCGACUCGCGACGAGAUCAAACGGGCGUAUAGACAGCUUUCUCGGAAAUUGCACCCCGAUAAGGCGUCGUCGGCGCCGCGCAAAGCUCAAAAGCAAGCAGAGGAGGUGUUUGCUAUGCUCUCGUUGGUGGGGGACAUUUUGUCUGACCAGUCCAAAAAGAAACGGUACGACUAUUUCCACGCGAAAGGGUUCCCCAAAUGGAAAGGGACCGGUUACUACUAUUCGAAAUUCCGCCCCGGGUUGGUGUUCACCAUGGUGUUGUUGUACGUUUUGGUUGGUGUUUUCCACUAUUUUGCUUUGCGGAUCAACAGGUUGCAGAACUUCAAGAGGAUUGCAAACAUUAGAAGUGAUGUCAAGUCGCAGGCGUGGGGUGGGUCGCAGGUCCCGCCCGCUGAUGGGUCAGAUAGACGGUUGACGAACGAGAUGAAUGGCAAGGUUUUCCUCGUGAAGAACACGGGCGAAGUUUACAUUGAGGAUGGAGAGGAGUUGCAUCUUGUGGAUGAACAUGAAAUCAAUGUCAAUCCCGUUUUCAAAGAUACCUUGUUCUUUAAAUUGCCGGCCAAAUUGUACAACGCUACGUUGGGACGAUAUUUGAAGCCGAUUGACACUUUGGUUCAGUUUGCAAAACGCGAGGAGGCUAAGGAAGUUGCAGAGCCAGCGAAAGUGGUGAAAAAGAAACAGCCAAAGGGGAAGAAAAUGGAACUCGCCAAUGGUAAAGUUGUCUACAGUAGAAAGAAAUAA